AAACUGCCCACACAGACGUUAGUAUUUAUCAGGUUAUAACAAAAUUUGACAGACUAUGCAAUUGCCAAAAAUGAGAAGAGUUCAAGAGAAAAAUCCACCAAAGCCUGGUGCACAGACAAAAAAGAAGAAAACCAUUUUCACUAAAAUAUCACACAUCUAUCUGCAAGACAAGAAACUGACAAAAAUUCCAAAACAUCCACCAUCAAGGGAUCUACAAGUUUUGUACCUCUACAACAACAAAAUAACAACUAUAGAAAACUUAUACUUCCCAAACCUCACUUGCCUGUACCUACAAAACAAUGCUAUAACCAAAAUCGAAAACCUUGAGCAUUUAGUUUCGCUGAAGAAGCUCUUCAUCGGUCACAACAAAAUAAGUGUCCUUGAAGGUAUGAACAACUUAGAACAUUUAGAAGAACUGCAUAUUGAAAAGCAAGAUAUUCCCGAGGGCAGUAAUUUUUGUGUUGAUCCUAGGACUAUACUCGCAUUAUCAGUAAGUUUUGCAAUCUCAUCUCCUUCCACUGCGCCACUGCUACUGUGCUUUUCAAGAAGUACGCAUUUUCUGAAAGGUCAAGAAAGCUUCCCUACUAAUAUUGGAUAUCUCUCACAACAAGCUUUGUUCUUUGGAUUAUCUAAUACCGCUAAGAAACUUGGUGAUGAUCAAUGUAUCUCACAAUGAUCUCGACGAUAUAAAGGAUGUCUGUCAAGCAGUGAGAGACUGGAUGUACUUGAGAGAGGCUAAUUUUACAGGCAACCCAAUAUGCAAAAAGCAUCGAUACAAGGAUGAAAUAAUUUCAAACUCAUACUACUUACAUACUUUGGAUGGCAAACACAUAUCGGACGUCACCAGAAAGUUCAUUAAAGGAUUUGAAAGGGAAAAAUUGGUUCGUGCUUCUAAGCAAAGCAUUAACAUAAAUGAGGUUGCAGAAGGAUUUCCAAGCAACUACCCAAGUUCGCUGAAGAAGGCAGCAUCUAUCUCUUUAUUGAGGCAAUCUAGGAAUCUUCUACCUGAUGACCUGUCCACGUUUGAUGAGCGGGAUGCCGUUCAUAUAGCUUGGAAGACAAUGCCACAGAGGAAGCCAAUUUUGAAAAACUCGCAGCCAAGGGUAACCCCAGGAUCACUCAAAAAGACAGUCACUGUCAACAAUUUUUUGCAGAUACACAGAUAAUGUAUUUUUCCUAAAAUAAAUUAUACAUAAACGAUA
Acanthoscelides obtectus is the source of this 1202-nucleotide messenger RNA. The record is from the annotation of a GenBank genome assembly. Lineage: Eukaryota; Metazoa; Arthropoda; Insecta; Coleoptera; Chrysomelidae.